CGGGGAGCGCCCCACUGAACGCCAAUGCGGUUUUCAGGGAGGGCUGAACGGUAAAGCGUGAAGAGAGACCGAGUAUAGACAGGUCCGUUGUGUUUUUAAUAUACAGGAUAAUAGAAUAGAAUCCCUUUGCCCCGGUCACCGAGCUGUAGACAUGGCCCCCUCCUCCUCCCUGUGCGCCCUGGCUCUGCUGCUGCUGCUUCCGCCGCUGCGAGUCGUGUCUCAGGAGUUCGACCUGGGUGAUGCUCUGGAUGAUGUCAAAACCACCACCAAAGCUCCAGCUCCUAAGGUCACUGUGGGCCCCAAGGUCCCAGCUAAACCCCAACCUAAGCCAGAUGAUGGUGGCUUUGACCUGGCCGAUGCGUUGGACCCCAACAAUGACAUCGGCAGCAAGGACAAGGACAAGAGGCCGGGAGGUCAAUUUACCGACAGCGAUCUCGCUGACGUGGGUAACGACAACACCUACAAACCCGACAAGGGCAAAGGAGGGGGUCCGAGGGGUGACAGCGACCAGAUCAACCAGUACGACGACAACAGCGAGACGACAGCUGAGGUGGGAACCAUUGCGGGGAUUAUGAGUGCGGUUGCCAUGGCGCUGGUGGGUGCAAUCACCAGCUACAUAUCGUACCAGAAGAAGAAGCUGUGCUUCAGUAUACAGCAGACUCUGAACACGGACAUGACGAAGGCCGAGAACCUUGAAGGGGUGGUGGCCACAGAACCACAAGCCCAACAAACCCUCCUAGAGCCUCCCAACGCUGAGCCUCCUGUCGAUGAGAAAGCCGUGUAACGCACACUAUUCACCCGUGCACACCUUCCACCCUCCCUCACGCAAAUACACAAACACACACAGCAACCCUGAAAUCUGAUUGGACGCUCAGAUCUUAGAGGGAGUCGUUUAGCAGGAUCAAACUUUGGAUGAGACGUCUUAGUUAGUCGACAGAAAUCUAAUGGUGACUUGCAUGUUGUCGCCCCGAGAAGGUAAAUGUGUAGAAAAAUAACACAAAUACAAAAAAAGACAGAUUGUUUAAGUUUAAACAAGGAAAAAUGUGAAUCACUGCACGGGAUUCUACACCUGCCUCUAUCAUCUACACUGAAUUUCUUUCGACCCUUCAUAAGUGUUAUAUGUACAUAGUAUUUUAUUGUUAGUUUGGGGACCACUAACAGUGUUAGUUUACAGUUAGAGGGUUGUCUUUCAUUUUUUAAAGUCGACGCCGACUAGUCUCUGAUGAUAAUAAACCCAGUAGAAAGUAAUAAAUAUAUAUUCUUCACCUGAAUAUAUACAGUAAGAGCUCAUGUGCUACAUACUGUAUGUAUAGCCUGUAUUAAAACAGGCUGCAACAAUCAGUAGAGUUUAAUAGAGUGGUAUUUCUUUUUUCCUUUUUACUGUGAGCUUGUAGUUACAGUUGUGGUACUUUGCUGUGUUGAAAAGACAAAAAAAAGAAAUACAAAUAAAUGAAUAAAUAAAGUUAAUACUCUUGUAUGUUGCGGAGAGAGAACCCCAUCUGGGCACAGGUAUGUUUUGGUAAUUGCAUUUUCAGUUCAGAAAAAAAUUUAAAUUAAGUUUAAAGGUAUUUUUCUUUAUCAGGGUUGAGAAAAAAAAAAAACUUUAAAAAACAGGCGAUUUCCUUUUACAUUUACGUGUCAUUUUACAAGUAAGAGCACGGCUGAGGACGACACUGUGUUUCUGGAAAGAAAGCCCACAUAUAUGACUUCUGUGUGGUUUCCAUAGACUAGUCCAGACUUAAGUGUCUUUGGAAUCGUACUGUGAUUUUUGACGUUAUCGCAAAACAAAACUUCUCUGCAGCAUAUCAGAGUAAUGUUAGCUAGUAGCUAACUAUUCCCUGAUUAUAUGCAGUUAUUUUUAGUUUUUACCUGAAAUAUGCAGCUUAGUUUUUCUGCUGUCGUGUCAGCUUCACUGAGACUCUUUUAUUGUUUUUUCAAAAAACAAUGUCCAUCAACUCCUGCUACACAGAGCAAUCCUCAUACGUGCUCUUACUUUGAAAACGACAACUUCCGGUUGCACAAUAUAACAAUGUUUCUGUCUCCUAGGGAUUUUAUUUUCUGUUUAUAGAAGAAUUAAAAUUUUUGAUUUUUAAAAUAUUUUUUUUGUUUGUUUUUCUAUAUAUUAUUCUGAACUGAAAAUUCAUACACAGACCAUAUGUAGCUGCCCUGGGUUCAUAGAGAGUCGUUUGUUGUAAAUUAAACCCGGUUUUAGGUGGAUUUACUCACUAGAUCUCAUUAUAGUAGUAGUAGUAGUAGUAAUUUCAAGCAAAGCAGAUAAACUACAGUCAUGAGCUUUCACAAUUAAUAACUUAUUUCUCUUCAAUAGAAUACUGCAUGUGUUUUUUACAUUUUUUUGUAACUGAUUCUCUGUCCAGCUAUUUGCUCAGAAAUCUAAACUGGAGCCGUGGAAGGUGACAGACCUUUGUAGCUUCUUGCUGUCGUGAUCCGUCGUGUAAACGCUCAACACCCGUAUAGGAAGUUUGAUACUGAUUCCACUUAUUAAUCCUGCAAAAUGUGACGUUUGUAUGUAUUUUAUUAAUUGUGCAUAUUGUGCUUAUUCAAUAGUCCUUUAAAGUCCCGGGACUUUUCCCCCCAAAAAGAGCUUUAACAUCAGCACUGCAGGUGUUCACUGUGGGAUGUAACAUGCAUCGCUUUAUUUGGAUUCAGAAGGGAGAAUAUGGCGCAUAUUUAAAAUAACGUGUGUUGUUUUGUUUCCACUUGCCUUUAAGGACUAUUUGUAAAAUGAUUGUAGCCUGGAGGAGCGUCAUAUUUCUCUUAAAGGACUGGGUGUUUAUAGUGUGAUACAGUAGGAACUCAGUUAAAGCUAAGACUUCACAGCAUGUCAAUCUUGGAGGGAUCUUCUUUUAAUUUUUUUGCACUUCAAGACUCACGGACAGAAACAGAAAAGGCUGAUUUGGUGUCGUUGACAGAAAGAAAAGUCACUUUCUAAUGACAAUCUGUUAUAAUCUGCCCCGUUUCCAUUUUAGUUCCCAAGAUACAAUGCAAUCAU
Messenger RNA from Mugil cephalus (flathead mullet), 3010 nucleotides. It is a transcript of the gene cd99l2, whose product is annotated as CD99 molecule-like 2. Lineage: Eukaryota; Metazoa; Chordata; Actinopteri; Mugiliformes; Mugilidae. Bases 152 to 784 code for a protein of 210 amino acids. The record is from RefSeq and is a predicted model, not a curated record. The transcript has 9 exons.